AUGGCCGCUGAGGAUGAUAACUUUGACAUUGAUAUCUAUGGUGACGGAGGUAGUUACAAUGCCAAUGAACAGGGGGACUACAAGCAGGAGGACCAAGAACUGAUCUUGGACGCCCCCACCAACAACCAGGGCGGUGCCCAAAACGAAGAAGGCGCUAGAGACGCCAAAGACAGUAGCGGAGACAACCAGGCCAACGGUAACGGAAAUGCCACAAACAUGGAAGGAAUCAAUCAAGACACAGGCAAUCCUCCACAGCAGACACCUACCCCACAGCAAGGUCAGAAGCGAAAGGAGAGUUCAGACGAGCGGCCCAUGGAUCAUGACGCUACCACAGCUCUGUUUAUCUCUGAUCUCUUCUGGUGGACGACAGACGAUGACAUUCGAGGAUGGGUCAACCAGGCCGGCGCUGAGGAAGAGCUGAAGGAUGUAACUUUCAGCGAACACAAGGUCAACGGGAAGAGCAAAGGACAAGCCUUCGUCGAAUUUCAUACUCCUCAGGCCUCUUCAGCUGUCAAGCAUCAGAUCGAGAAUUACGCCGCAAAUGGACAGACUGGAAGAAAACACACUGUUACCUAUGCAAACCCUCACACAAACCCAUUCCGCACAUUGCCAAAGGACGCCCCCAUGCGUAAGGACGAGCGCGCGCGGUCAGGAUCCGGGUUCAACUCUCCGAACCAGAACAUGAACUUUGGCAUGAACAACAUGGGUGGAGGGUUCCGUGGCGGUCGUGGAGGGUUCAACCGAGGAGGCAUGGGUAACAACAUGGGCUAUGCCAACCGGAACUUCGGCGGCCCCAUGGGUGGCUUUCAGGGUCCUAUGGGCGGAGGUUUCCAGACCCCUAUGGGCGGCAUGCAGAACUAUGGUGGAUUCAACCGCGGAGGCAUGAUGGGUGGCAUGCGUGGCGGACCUGGGGGGAUGCGAGGUCGUGGAGGUGGUGGUAUGGCUGGUCCCAACAUGAUGGGCAUGCCUAAUAUGGGACCUAUGGCUGGAAUGGGUAUGAAUCCCAUGGCUGGCGGUAUGAACCCUAUGAUGGGUGGUAUGGGUGGAAACAUGGGCAUGCAAGGUGGUUUCCAGACUCCUAAUGGUCCUUUCAAUCCAGGUUUCUUCCCUCAGAACCAGGGCGUCGGAGACGGCUCCUGGAACCCGCAUGGUGCUAAACGGACCCGACAGGAGUAG
Messenger RNA from Paecilomyces variotii, 1176 nucleotides. Its product is annotated as RRM domain protein. Gene Ontology annotation, molecular function: mRNA binding. The transcript has 3 exons. Bases 1 to 1176 code for a protein of 391 amino acids. Gene Ontology annotation, cellular component: mRNA cleavage and polyadenylation specificity factor complex. The record is from RefSeq and is a predicted model, not a curated record. Lineage: Eukaryota; Fungi; Ascomycota; Eurotiomycetes; Eurotiales; Thermoascaceae. Gene Ontology annotation, biological process: mRNA alternative polyadenylation.